CCAACCUGGUGUUAAGCGGUUACCGGGGCCCAUGGACAUUAGCAAUAUAAAUGCCACCACCCACCGCUGAAAUGGAAACGCAUUACUGCUUCACGGCAGAAAUAGGCAGGGUGGUGGUACCUACCCGUGCGCACUCCCAAGAGGUCCUACCACCAGUAAUAGAAAGGAAAGUUAGGUAAUCCGGGCGCCUUAAUAACAGAAAUCGAUAUAGUUACUUGAGAGCGCCGCGUAGGGCACUGGUGACCACAUGGCAGCCAAAGGGUUAAUGAAGGUCGUGUCUUUGAAAUUUGACCGUGGCAUGUCUCGUGAGUUGUCUCCACCUCGUCCGGUCCUUAGCUUCUCGUAGGGCGGUUGCGACAGCCCAGUUAGGGUAGUUAUUUGGUCACACCAACGCAAAUUUUGCGGGUUUUGAGUUUUUGCGGGUCUGUGGCGAAUUAUUAUUGUACCUAUCUAGAGCCACUGGCAGCGUUUACUACACAUUACUAUAGCGCAGACACGUGUGUGGUAAAAAAAUCUAGUAGGUAGAAAAAUCUCUUAAUAUGUACAACGACUUCCACCGCUCAGCGACUGCCCGAAAACUUAUGAAAAUAUACAUAUAAUUAUCGAGAUAAAACCCUAAAAUGAGUGGAGUCUAAUUAGCAUAGCUUUUUUUACCGAAUUAUACUUUUGGAUAAAAAAAAUUCUUACGAUUAUUCUUGACAAUAUCUCCAAUAAACGAAAUCGAACGAAAAUCGUUAAUAUUAUUGUAAGCUUUUAACUUUGAUUAUCAGUGGCUAAAUAAAUAAUUUAUACGUCAUUUAAAUUCGAUGAAUAGACAAAAAACGUGGAUCGGGAGUUCAUUUCUCCAUAUAGGCUAAUAAGAAACUCAAUUACUCAGCCUUUUUAAUCAAAUACAAUCUUCUUUCACACAUUGUCAGUUAAACACAAAAAUUCAGACACCAAUUUAAUUGCCAAUUGGUAUACUUAUUGUUAAUUGCGACUGCGUUUACGACUGAUUCGAUAAAAUAAAUGAGCAAGAUGAAGCGACACAUCGAUGAACCGAAUAUGAGCGACACCACGAUCCUCAUGAAAUUAGAGGAUUUGAUUAACAUAGCAAUGGGACCGCCUGAGAAAAACAUCAUUAAUUACAAAAUGAUUCAAACAGUAUUGCACAUAUUAGCACGUCAAAUGCGUAUGUUGGAAACUCACGUGGAAGUUAGGAUCAGGGAGCAUUCCCCUAUUAGGGAGAAGACUAAAAAGAAGAGAGAAGAUUUUUCAACUGAAAGCUCUUCUUCUAAGAGUCCUAAAAGUAAAAGGGCGGGCGAUGCCAAGGAAGAGGGCAGGAGAAGAAGCGGAUCUAGAAGGGGUUCUCGUGAGAGAGGGAAGGAAAAAGUUUUGUCCCCGCAGGGAAAAGAAAUAAAAGAUCAAAUCGAAGGUAGUGCUCCUAAAGAUAAAGACGAAAAAGGCGUAAUGUCUAAAGAUAAGAAAGGAAAAGACUCAGAAGCGGAUAAGUCGGCUGCAAAAGAUGACAAAUUGGAUAAAAAAGAAAAGAAAAAGCACGAAAAAGGCAAAGAUUCAAAAGAAACCGGGAAAAAAGUUGAGAAAGUAAUAGGUAAAGAUAAAGAGGACGAAAGUGACAAAAAAGACGAUUCUUCCAGCCCGAGAGAUCAUGCUAAAACUGGACACGUUCCUUCUACUACCAGUAUUGAAGUUACAGAAGUGGAGAGAGACAAAGAAAAAGUGUUAUUAGUGGAAAGGGGACCUAUUUUCAGAAUUGAGUCACGUCCGCGUGUCGGGAGUAUCGAAGUUGUGACAAUAACCCAGUUUGCUAGACUGGAAGCCGAGGUUAAAGACUUGAGAGCUUUAGCGUCGCCACUACCAACGCCCACGAUUCCGGAUAAUGAAAAAAUUAAGACGGGAAUUAUAAAGGGUACGGCUUCACUCACGGAGAUGAUGAAGACUAUGCAGGUGUCCGCGAGAAUUCAAGCCGCGGAGCAAGCGGUUAGUCGAAUGGCAGACCUAUUAACGCAGCUGGCAUCAGUAGGAGCCAUCCCCCAGGAGCUGGUAAAAGCUAUUCGGGACAUGAAGGCGGAAGCGGACCGGGCGGCCGCCGCUGGUGAGUCGGCAGGCGGUCCUAGGAAAUCUGUAGCGAUAGAAUCUGCAGACAGUCCAGAGUCUACUGCGACGCAGCCGUCGAAGAUGACCGAUACCAGACCGAGCGUGGAUUCCAAGACGUCUGCGACUUCUGUCACAGCGCAGCCAGUCACUCGGAAGGAGAUGGACGAUAUGUUAGAAAGCCUCAAAGAAGAAUUAAUGAAAAACAUGCAUCAUAUGUCGGCGAAGGCUGCUUCUUCGGCAGAUACAGCUGCUUACACUGCGAAGAACGUUGCUGACAAGCUGGGAACAGCGUUAGCGGUCAAUACUCGCCUGAACACACUGCAUUCGCUUGUGGCCGAUUAUUCCGAGCAACUAUCGGGAUUCGAUGCCGGAUUAACAACUCAGAUGCAAAGCUUCAAAGAGCAAAUUGUUCAGAUCGAUUCGGAUCUCAAGAACGGAUUGAAACUAAUGGAAAAGGCUAACAAUAGUGGCGAAACAGCCGCUAUAAUGGAAUUGACUGAGCGCUACGAGGGUCUCGUCUCCGACUUGGAACAGACUACUAGUGCUCAUCAGGGUCUCACCCAUACACAAGCGCAGCUUGAAGAUCAACUACAAAAAAUGCUGGAAUGCAUUGAAAUGCUGCGCGAGCAGAAGGCUGAUCGCGAUGAGGUUGCGGACGGUCUUAGGGAUAAGGCGGAUAUCUCACGGCUUGCGGGCUUGUUGUCCGAAUUAGACUUCGCACAGGCCCGAUCUGAACUCGAACGGCGUUUGGAGCUCUGCCAUGAAAAGUUCAACAAGCAGGAAGCGGUUUGGAUGGGCGCCAUCAGUGACCUCACAUCGGUCAUGGAGAGUAAGGCGCAGUUGAUGCAGCUACUGUCCACCAAAGAUGAAGUUCAGCAGCGUCUCGAGGAGCUGCAGGAGAAGCUGCGUAAGCUGGCCGUUUUACUUGGAGACCCGAAGGCGGCGAUGUUGACUCGCAAGCUGUGCCGCGAUGCGACGUGCGGGGCGUGCAUGGCGCCCGCGCUCAUGGAGCUUGAGGACGCCAACUUCGGAGCGCCUCCCCCCCUACCCGCUCUGCAUCCGGCCCCCGCCGCCCCCAUCGACGACAUAUGCUUCGACGACUUUAAACCUGAAGAUCACAAAGCCCGUCACAUUUGCCACCGCUGGGUCGGCGGCUCUCACACUCUGAUCUCGGGGGCCGGCACGAGGGGGACGGCGCCCCCCGUGGGCCUCAACGCGGCUCCCACCAAGAAAUACACCGGCUACGGAAUGGACGGACGUUUGUAUAUGCUGGAAGAAGAGUUACUGCCGUGCUUGGAGUGCAAUGCUUUGAAUAUAGAAAAGGAGGAUGCGACUUCUGUGCCCGGUCCCCGCGAGACUGGGGCUGGAGACCAAGGGAGCAACCCACUCUCAACAAUACAACCAAAAACAGUGGAAAUUUAAAAUUGAGUUUAUUUUUUUUGGAUAUGUUCAAUAAAAACGAUAUUUGUUUUAUAUUGCUUUCAUUUAUUCGUAAAAAAAUAAAUAAAUAAUUUAUUACAUUAAAAUUAGCGUAUUUACAGCGGUUUUUCUUACGUGAAUUAAAUAAAUAUUAUUAUUAUUAUUAUACGUUGAUAAUCUUGUAAUUUUAGAGUUUAAAUUAAUAAUUAGUGCGGAGCUGAAGAGCUUUCAUACAUUUUGUUCCGAUUAAUUAAAUAGUGAGAAAAAGUCUAUUCUGAAAUGUGGCUCUAAAAAUAUUAGAAUAAAAAAAGAGUGUAAUCUGUAAACAUUCUCAUUUGUAAUUUCACGUUAAUUUUUUUAAUACAAUAAAUAUUAAAACGUUAAUUAUAUCACUUUAAUAUGAAAAAUUUCAAAUAAACUUGUCAAUAAAUUGUAUUAAUUUAGAUAAA
Molecule: messenger RNA, 3965 nt
Organism: Bombyx mori (domestic silkworm)
Lineage: Eukaryota; Metazoa; Arthropoda; Insecta; Lepidoptera; Bombycidae
Exons: 20
Coding region: 1009-3519 (836 amino acids)
Source: RefSeq, a predicted model, not a curated record